This is a messenger RNA of Leguminivora glycinivorella, 1866 nucleotides long. RefSeq names its product photoreceptor outer segment membrane glycoprotein 2-like. The transcript has 8 exons. Gene Ontology annotation, biological process: visual perception. NCBI's taxonomy places the organism in Eukaryota, Metazoa, Arthropoda, Insecta, Lepidoptera, Tortricidae. The record is from RefSeq and is a predicted model, not a curated record. Gene Ontology annotation, cellular component: membrane. The coding region runs from base 159 to 1235 and encodes 358 amino acids.
UGGGGCCUGUUCACGUUUAGCCGAGACGGCCUCCACUGCCUGGCCGGUGUGCCAUGCGAGUUGUGACAUGGACCCUGAGUGCCUUAAGCACUUUUGAAAGCUAUAGGUCAUAGAGUAAUUUUGGUCGGUACACGCAGAAGCAGCAUGCGCCGGCAUGCAUGGCUUGGGGCCUGUUCGCGUUUAGCCGAGACGGCCGCCACCGCCUGGCCGGCGUGCUGCGCGCGCUGCUCAUCGCGCAGCUCGUGGUCUCGCUCGCCAUGCUGAUCCUCUGCUACAACGCUUCGCACAAGGUCAUGAUGCUGCUUAAGGAUAUUCAUAAGGUAGCAGUGGUUCUCCUCCACGGCCUCAUCAUCUUCCAAGCGUACGCGAUGAAGCUGCACUACACGAGCGGGCUGCGCCUUGUGUCCUGGCUGCUGAAAUUCUCACACUGGUCGCGCUCGACGAAGGCCUGCCGCGUUUGGCUCACUACUGGCACCUUCAUCGCGAUCAACGGACUGGUGGUGUACAGCGCACUUAAUGGGACACUGAAGGCUUUAACCAAAGAACUCUCGACGUCGCUGCGAGGCGGUAUAGCGCAGUAUCUCAUGGAGCCUACUUGGAAGCGUCUUCUAGAUACUAUUCAGGUGGAGCUAAGCUGCUGCGGCGCGGACGCACCUAACGACUGGCACGAGAUCCCGUGGAUCAACAUAAACUUCUUCAAUGAACAAUCCGACACUAUUAUGAUGCUGGCCGGUGCUGACGGCAAGGUGGUGCUGCCAGUGUCUCCAUACUCCUGCUGUACCCCUCGAGUUCUUGCUGCUUGCUACCACGACCCUUUGCAGCAGUCGGAAUGGCGCGAAGUUUGGGAAGAAGGUUCUCCGCUGCUCUCGGCCUCGCUGCACACGCGCGGCUGCGUGGAGGCAGUGCGCACACCGCUCACUAAGGCGCUCCUCAUCCUGCACACUCUACACGUGUUGAUAGUGUUGUUCCAAAUAUUCAUCUUGAUACUGACCCGGUUGCUGGCCACGAGCGCGGAGGACGCGGUGCUGCACGGGGACUGUGACGGCGUGGGGCAGGGCUACCUCGUCUGGAGGGCGGCCAAGGACCGAAUACGACGAGAUCUCAGAGAGCGGCCGACGUCGUCGGUGUCUCUGGUGGGUAAGUGCAGCACGUGCGCGUUGCUGCUGGACCGGCAGCGCUGUGUGCUGUGCGUGCGCAGCCCGCGCGCCCACUGCGCGUGCUUGCACUGCCCUUGAACACGCCUCGCGCCGUACGGGAUCAACUCAAGUAAAUACAGUCGUCGAACAGCUUUGGGCGCGUGACGAUGGACUCGCUGUAUUGAAGUCUUAUUAUCUGCGAGUGAGAUGUUAUCGAAAGUCGAUUGUAAGCGAUUGUUCGCCACAAAGUGGAACCUGAAUAAAUUCAACCGAAGAUAAAAUCUACCUACCGCUGUUUGAGAUGGUAUCUCAGUGAGUUCAUGCUUAAGAGAUUCGAGUAUAUCUAAUCGAGUCGCUUAGCUUCAAACUCAGAUGAAUCUGUCAGGUUUUGCUUGUACAUAUUUCCUAACGGAGUUAAAAUACCUAAGGGAAGUUGUAAUGGAUUUAUUCGAGUUUGAAGUUAAGCUACUCAGUAAGCUAGCGGAUAAGUAACAGGAAUUAACGUCAAAUUUUUGUUCGUAAGUAAAUAUUUGUACAUAAGGUUUGUAAAUAAAAUAUUCGUCGUAAUCAAUCGCAAAGGCUUUAUUUGACUUUAUUGUACACAGUCCUUACAAACUAAAGUGAUUUAAGUAACAACGCUCGAAGCGGUUCCGUCGCCUUUGAUACAUAUACAUUUAUAAAUAAUUACAGGGACGCCCGCCCGCCGAUGUCUUUCUUUAAUUUUAAAUAA